Molecule: messenger RNA, 1067 nt
Organism: Gastrolobium bilobum
Lineage: Eukaryota; Viridiplantae; Streptophyta; Magnoliopsida; Fabales; Fabaceae
Product: probable prolyl 4-hydroxylase 9
Exons: 8
Coding region: 36-896 (286 amino acids)
Biological process (GO): peptidyl-proline hydroxylation to 4-hydroxy-L-proline
Cellular component (GO): endoplasmic reticulum
Molecular function (GO): L-ascorbic acid binding; iron ion binding; procollagen-proline 4-dioxygenase activity
Source: RefSeq, a predicted model, not a curated record
UGCAUUUUUAUCUUUUUUUUUUUUAACGAGGAACAAUGAAAGGCAAAGGGAAAAAGUACUCCAAACUGAAGUUGGGUUUACCUGUUUUGUUUCUCCUUUGCACCCUUUUCUUCUUUGCUGGGCUUUUUGUGUCUCCUCUCCUCUUUCAGGAUUUGGUUGAUGUUGGACCACGGCCCAGAAUACGUCAUGAUUCGUUGAAGAAAGAAUAUGACCCUCUUGAGCAUGGUAAAUCUGGGGAAUCCUUUGUUGAAACUAUCCCAUUUCAGAUUUUAAGUUGGAGACCACGGGCGCUUUACUUUCCAAACUUCACAAGUGCGGAAGUAUGUGAACAAAUAAUUAAAAUGGCAAAGCCCAAACUUGAACCAUCAAAAUUAGCUUUGCGGGAAGGAGAAACUGCUGAAAGCACAAAAGGCACUAGAACAAGUACAGGCGCAUUCAUCCGUGCAUCAGAAGACAAAUCUGGCAUCUUAGACUUCAUUGAGCAGAAAAUUGCUAAGGUUACAAUGAUUCCAAAGACCUAUGGAGAAGAAUUCAAUAUAUUGAGGUAUGACGUUGGCCAGAAAUAUGAUUCUCAUUAUGAUGCAUUCAACUCAGCUGAAUAUGGCACCGUUGAGAGCCAAAGGAUUGCUUCCUUCUUGUUAUACCUAUCAAAUGUAGAAGCAGGUGGAGAAACAAUGUUCCCUUAUGAGGGUGGUUUGAAUAUGGAUGCAGGUUAUGAUUACCAAAAAUGCAUUGGUUUGAAGGUGAAGCCCCGGCAAGGGGAUGGAAUUUUGUUUUAUUCAGUUUUUCCAAAUGGGAAAAUUGAUAAGACUUCUCUCCAUGGAAGUUGUCCAGUGAUUACGGGGGAGAAAUGGGUCGCAACAAAGUGGAUUAAUGAUCAUAAGCAAUACUACUAGUUUUCUUACUGAGGCAUUUCCGAUGUCAUCAUAUUCAUCAUUGUGCAUAUAUGCUGCCUUUUUGUAUAUAUCGGUGCUACAAAGUUUUAUCAGUUAUGAAGUUUAAAUGACUGUAACUUGUACGCUCAAAUGACAAACCUUGUAUAGUUUUUUUAAUGACAGUAUCUCCAA